UCCACAGCAAUCACCACCAUGGAGACAUCGUCGUCCAGGAAGGAGAAGGCGGCGACCGAGCUCGAUAUCUAGCUGCCUCGUAAAGUGGCGGAGAUCGAGAGCAUCCUGGGGCUACACCUUUUGCAACAAAUCGCUCCUUAUGGAGGCGAUUACCCAUGGUUCCUACGCCGACCAUCCAUCCUACCAGCGCAUCGAGUUCGUCGGCGACGCUGUCCUCGGCCUUACGGUUUCUCACUACCUGUACGAAAGGUACCCAGACAUCGGCUCCGACGACCUAACCGCCCUCCGCCGCGCCAACGUUACCAAUGAGAAGCUCUCCCGCGUGGCCAUUCACCUCGGUCUCUACCGUUUCCCCCGCCACAACUCCCCUGGCCUUGAUCAAGCGGUGAGCGAUUUCAUGGAUCUAGUGACGAGGGAGGAGGAAGAAGACAAUGGAAACUCAUCUGAACCUUUUAGUCAGGUGAACGAUUUCACAGAUCUAGUGACGAGAGAGGAGGAAGAAGACGAUGGAAGGAUUUCCUUCUGCGAUAGCAUUGUAGAAGCCCGCACAAUAUUGGCUGAUAUGGUUGGGUCCAUCUCACUAGCAUUCUAUUGGGAUUCCGACCUCAAAUUAGUGGGGAAGGUAAACUAGAUUUGGCUGAUCUGAGUCACCCUUGUUUCUCCUUUAGUAUUGCUCAUUUUUAGUAAGAUUUUGAUAUCAUUCAUCAUGGAGAUCAUCGAAGAGCAUCCUGUGAAGGCUCUCAAUAUGUUCUGUCAUAAGUGAAGCAAAGCUCUGGAGUUUCUUCUCUCAGUGUGUGAUUUUUCUUACACAGUGAAUGCUAUUGUCGAUGACGUGGUUAUGGACAUUAGAACCACUAGGUAAAUGACAAUCGUAAAGCUAAAUGCUGUCUGAGAUGCGCUACCAAAGCUUUCUGGUAGGAGACUGCUAGUUUCCACGAUACUGAUCAAAAUCUCCACAUCAUCAUUGUUGAAACUAACAGCCUCCGCGCCAGAAAGUUUUGGCAGCGCAUCUCGGACAACAUUUAGUUUUGUGAUUGCCAUUUGCUUAGCGGCUCUAGUUCCCAUAACCACGUCAUCGAUAAUAACAUCCAUUGUGUACGAAGAACCGCACCUUAAGAGUAGAAGCUCUAGAACUUUGCUCCGCUUCUCACAAAGCAUGUUGAGGGCUGUCACAAGGUUCUCUUCCAUGGUCUCCAACGUGAUGAAUGGUAUUAGAAUCGUACUAAAAAUCUUCGCACAAUUCCUGAUUGUGACAGGAGCAAUACAAAAGGGGAGGCAAGACUAGGGGGAAUCAGGUAAGUCAAAUCAAGAUUACAUUCCACAUUAACUUGAUAUAGGAAUCACAGUCCUAGUAGAUCGCUGCUGUGAUGGACUCGACCAUGUUAGCCUUAGAAAUUAAAGAUAUUUGAUUUAGGUUUCUUAAUGAUGAUGUAGUUUGAAAUCUUAGUUCUAGGUCAUCUAUUAUUUGUUCAACUGGGUGGUCUG
Zingiber officinale is the source of this 1485-nucleotide messenger RNA. Its product is annotated as ribonuclease 3-like protein 2. NCBI's taxonomy places the organism in Eukaryota, Viridiplantae, Streptophyta, Magnoliopsida, Zingiberales, Zingiberaceae. Gene Ontology annotation, cellular component: cytoplasm; nucleus. Gene Ontology annotation, biological process: siRNA processing. The transcript has 2 exons. Gene Ontology annotation, molecular function: RNA binding; ribonuclease III activity. The record is from RefSeq and is a predicted model, not a curated record. Bases 140 to 631 code for a protein of 163 amino acids.